Molecule: messenger RNA, 2155 nt
Organism: Achroia grisella
Lineage: Eukaryota; Metazoa; Arthropoda; Insecta; Lepidoptera; Pyralidae
Product: sialin
Exons: 12
Coding region: 220-1683 (487 amino acids)
Biological process (GO): monoatomic anion transport; transmembrane transport
Cellular component (GO): plasma membrane
Molecular function (GO): transmembrane transporter activity
Source: RefSeq, a predicted model, not a curated record
UUGCCCGUGACGGGUGUACACUGUUCGAUUGCAGGCAGAACUUUCGUAUCACUAGUUAGUUAAUUAACGAAAAUAACGAUUUUUAAAGGUGAUAGUUACUAAAUAUUAGUGUAAAAUUUCUUUGUGUUUUAGUUUGUAUAAGUUUAGUGUGAAGUAUCUGUUAAAUAUUGUAGUGUUUAAUAAUAAGACGUUUCUAAAGUCAUUCCAAAGGCGUGCACCAUGGAUAAGUCAGAGAAAUCGUUUCCGAGAAAUUUCUUAGGUUGGCUAACAUGUGUGCAAGUACUAAACAUCAUGGUGCUGUUGGGCUUCAUGCUGAACUACGCACUCCGCGUGAACCUCACAAUCGCCAUCGUCGAGAUGGUAUACGACGACAACGACAACCGUACAGCUAUUUUGAAUGUUACAGAUUCACUUAAUGUCACAGAGCAUCCAGAGCACAUCGAACAGACGCGGUAUCAUUGGGAUACAAAACAGAAGAAUCUUCUGUUGGGCUGUUUCUUCUGGGGUUAUGUACUCACAGAACUACCAGGUGGUAGAUUGGCGGAGCUCAUUGGUGGCAGGAGGGUGUUUGGCUACAGCACGCUCUUUGCCAGCGCCCUAACACUCGUGACUCCUGGUGCUGCUGCGAUAGGCUUCGGUUGGGCCGUAGCGGUUAGAGUUCUCCUCGGCUUCUUCCUCGGUGUCACAUGGCCAGCGAUCCUGCCGAUGGCCUCGAAAUGGAUCCCUCCAAAUGACAGAUCUAAAUUCAUGUCCAACAUGAUGGCGUCGUCACUGGGUGCUGCCAUCACGAUGCCGAUCUGCGGUUUCCUCAUUGCACACUUUGGAUGGGAGUCGGCUUUCUACUUCACUGGUCUCAUUGGCGCUAUAUGGUCGCUGGCCUGGUUCGCAGUGGUGUACGAUACACCAGCAGAUCACCCUCGGAUCACCGAAGAAGAAAAAAACUACCUCAUGGAAGUUCUGCCUAAAGACAACACAAAGAAGGGACAUUUACCAGUUCCAUGGCGGAGCAUGCUGACCUCGCCGCCGGUGUGGGCCAUCAUCUUCACGCACGGAGCCUCGGUCUUCGGAUACUUCACUGUAGUCAACCAGCUGCCUACCUACAUCGAGAGCAUCCUCCAUUAUAACAUUAAACAUAAUGGCCUCCUAUCCUCUCUGCCGUACUUGGGCAAGUACUUGUGCGCAUUAGCGUCGUCGGUGCUGGCGGACUCGCUGCGCCGCACUGAGAAACUCUCCACCACCGCCACUAGGAAGCUGUUCACCGGCUUCGCUGUUGGCUUCCCAGGAAUAAUGAUGUUGGCUCAAGCGUACUUCGGCGAGGACCGCGUAUGGUCUAUCGCGAUCUUCACUCUGGCGCUGACCAUCAACGGUAUGGUGACAGCAGGGUACCUCGGGAACGGACUCGACAUCGCGCCCAACUUUAGUGGAACAAUAUUCGGCUUGGCGAACACGCUCUCAUCAUUUGGCGGAUGGCUGUCGACAUUUAUGGUCGGGGAACUUACCAAGGAAAAUAACACCGUGGAACAAUGGAGAAUAGUGUUCUUCAUUCUUGCUGGAACAUACAUCUUUGGGGCGGUGACCUUCGUCACCUUCGGAUCUGGAGAACUUCAGCCAUGGAAUUCGCCAGAGGAGGAAGUGGCCAGGGAUGAACAUGAGGUGGAGCCGCUGAACGAGGAGAAGGCGUGAGGAUCUUAUGAGGAUUUAAAGACAGGCAUGUCAGUUGUAAAUAAUAUUGAACAGGGAAAUGUUAAGACUGUUAAAUUAUUAUAAAAAAUAAAUUUAAAUUCACAUCCUUAGAUGAGAUGCUUUCAGAUACUUUUCAAUCUAAUCACGAGGUCACGUGAUCGGAUCCAUUUCAAUCUAAUUAUGAGGUCACGUGGUUAAAUUUUCAAUCUAAACAUGGGCUCAAAUUCUUUUUAAUGCCCCCACGAAUUCACGUGAUUCUUUUUAUUUAUAUAGUUUUUUUUUAAUUCAUCAAAAAUAUUCUUCUUCAAAGGAUAUAAUGCGAUUGUAUCCUAAUAUUUUUGUGUAUUGAUAAAUUUAUAAGUAUAAUUAGUAAAUCACGGGAUCUUGGAACUCAAUAAAAAUAAAACGUGGUAAGAUCCCGUGAUUUACUUAUAAAUAAUGACCGCGUCAAACUUAAAAUAGUAUAUUGAUA